Molecule: messenger RNA, 848 nt
Organism: Talpa occidentalis (Iberian mole)
Lineage: Eukaryota; Metazoa; Chordata; Mammalia; Eulipotyphla; Talpidae
Product: carbonyl reductase [NADPH] 2-like
Exons: 8
Coding region: 1-735 (244 amino acids)
Biological process (GO): glucose metabolic process; xylulose metabolic process
Molecular function (GO): carbonyl reductase (NADPH) activity; L-xylulose reductase (NADPH) activity
Source: RefSeq, a predicted model, not a curated record
AUGGAGCUGGGGCUCGCGGGCCGCCGCGCGCUGGUCACCGGGGCGGGCAAAGGCAUCGGGCGCUGCGCGGUGCGGGCGCUGCACGCGGCGGGGGCGCAGGUGGUGGCCGUGAGCCGGACGCGCGCCGACCUGGACGCGCUGGUCCUCGAGUGCCCGGGCGUGGAGCCCAUCUGCGUGGACCUGGGCGACUGGGAGGCCACGGAGCGGGCGCUGGGCGGCGUGGGCCCCGUGGACCUGCUGGUGAACAACGCGGCCGUGGCGCUGCUGCAGCCCUUCCUGGAGGUCACCAAGGAGGCCUUCGACAGGUCAUUCAGUGUGAACGUGCGUUCUGCCUUCCAGGUGUCUCAGAUCGUGGCCCGCAGCAUGGUGGACCGCGGGGUGCCGGGCUCCAUCGUCAACGUGUCCAGCAUGGUGUCCCACGUGCCCUUCCCCAGCCUCAGCGUCUACAGCUCCACCAAGGGCGCCAUGACCAUGCUGACCAAAGCCAUGGCCCUGGAGCUGGGGCCGCACAAGAUUCGGGUGAAUUCUGUGCACCCCACGGUGGUGCUGACGGCCAUGGGGAAGCGCGUCACGGCGGACGAGGAGAUCACCCGGAAGCUGAAGGAGCGCCACCCGCUGCGCAAGUUUGCUGAGGUGGAGGACGUGGUCAACAGCAUCCUCUUCCUGCUCAGCGACUGCAGCGCCUCCACGACCGGCUCGGGCAUCAUGGUGGACAGCGGGUACCUGGCCUCCUAGGCCGUGCCCCAGCGGCCUGGUCUUACCCCCCCAUCCAGAGCCCCCCACACUUGAAGCCUGUGGCCCGCGGGGGCCCUGUCUAAUAAAAGGAGGUGUUCUCCCGGAACAGUGCC